CGUGUGUACGUACAUAUAUAUGCACAUGUGUAUAUUCAACGACGAAUUGACUAUACAGCCAUGGAUAUCACCAGAUUCGUCUUCGAAUAUCGCGAGUCGGCCUUUCUGGUGGGCGACUACAGCACAUAUCGCGCCCAGCUCUCACGUCGCCUGCGCAUUGUGCGCAAGAAGCUGGGGCGCGCCACGGGCAAAAAUGCGAAAUAUCAAUCCAAGCCCCCCGUGACCGCCGACGAGGUCAAUAAAGACAUCGAGUUCCUGCACUUGCUGCUCCUCACCUCGGAGCGAGCGUGGGCCCACGCCAUGUCCAUGAAAGCCUCGCAUUCCGAAGACAACGCGGACCAGAACAUCACCGGCUCUACUCGUACCCACAUCAUCUCGCGCCUCCACAAAGCCGCACGCUACGCACACCAGGUGGUCCAACUGCUGUCUGACCAGUCCGCUAGCGGAGCCUCCGAUAUUGACUUGCUUGAGGCCAAGGGCUAUGCCUACUCGUUAGCAGGAGCAGAGCAAUUCGAGAAACAGGCUGAAGGCAGCCACUCCAACGACACAUCUUCCACCCGCUGGUUGUCAUGCUUGAGAAACUACGCUGCCGCGCGGAUCAUCUACAACUCUUUACUGAAGGCUACCCAGAAGGAUCUGUUCAAGGAAGUCCUUGCAAGCACGACAGACCCAAGCCUGCGAUACGCCGCCUACCAACACCGGAUACCAAGAACCGUGGGUGUACCUGAGGUAGCCAAAAAGUUCUUUCCCGAAGACCAGCCAGAGCUCGUCAAGUCGUUGGAAGCAAUCGACUCUUCUGCACUUCAGGUGGAGGAGGCGUCCGCUUCAAGCACCAAGAUCACAUGGCGAAACCGAACAGCGAAUAUCGUAGACGCCGCUAUUGGCCUCGCGCUUGCCCAAGUCGAGGUCUCCUCCACCCAGCUGGCCAAGUCUCUCGAAUCCUCCACGACACCCAAAGAAAAAGCCAACGCCUACGAUGAUGUUUUGAUCGCAAGCCAAGACGCGGCAGACGCUACAAGGAGAGCUAUCGAUGAGCUAAAGAAAGAAGGCGUUGGCGAGGAAGACCGAAGAGUGCAGGAUCUCCGUGUGACGAGUUUGGCUGUCAAUUACGAUUUGAUCGCUUGGCGAAUCGGUCGUUACCGAGUGCUCAUCGGCUCCGACGAUGGCCUCACCUUCCCCGCGACCCUACCCCACCAGUCACGGCGGCCCAGAAAAGAUGGUAAAGAGUGGACGUCAAGAGAAGAGCCGACGGGGCGCAAAUUGGCGAGACUGCGGGAACGGGUGGCUUUAUAUGAUGCCAUUCUGCAGAGCAUCACUUCCAUCAAGGAACUCAAGGGUGCAGUCGGUGACAGCGACUUCAUUGCGGAGCUAGAGGGCCAACGCGCCUACUUCCAGGCCCUGAAAUGCCUCAACCUAUCGCAUUCGCACGCGUUCCUUUCUGCUCCGAGACAGGCAUUGGCGCUCUGCAACCGCGCGCUCUCUCUAGCAUCCCAAGCAACAUCGGCUCCACGAAUUUCCGGCGAACCGUCGGUUGCGCCGAAGUUGAUGGUUUCAGAGCAGCAGGCGAAUAAGCUAAAGCAGAGUCUAGGAAAUCUGACAUCUCACUACCGCGGGUUGGUGGCGCUUUCUCAGCUGUCAUCCAACUCGGACGCAGCAUCGCAGAGCCACCUUAACAACGCAGCGCCCGUGGUCGAAAGACUCAACGAGUACCCGUCGUCAGGCAAGGUGGAGCUGGGGAACCUGGUCACGUGGCCGCCGAAGCUCAAGCCGGUGCCCGUGAAACCCAUGUUCCUGGACGUCGCGUGGAAUUAUGUCGAGUACCCGGGCCGCAGCAAAGCGCAGGAUCAAAGCUCCGCGGCGGCGGAGAAGGAGCAAGCAGAGGAGCCCAAGAAGGAGGAAGUCAAGCCAGCGAAGAAGGGGUGGUUUUCGUUUGGCAGAUAGAGGGAAAGAGAGAAGGAAUGGAAUAUUUUCAAGCAGCUGCUACGAGAUUCGCGAUUGUAAUGUUUGGUGUGGAGAAACUUGAAGACAGCGCGAUUGGAAGUAAGCAGUGCACGAUACAUGCUAGCAUUUCCUUUCCGUAGGGCUGUCUGUCAGGGGAUGGAAAUGUCGAGUUUGGCAACUAUGUACCAGCAGAAUGCAGCAUGGCACGCGUGCAACCACGUGUACAACCGAACAACCUGUUCUCCUUUCCACGGCAUGUUCAAUCUCCCUUGUUCCUACGAACCCUCCAUCUAUUUUUCAAACCCUCUCUCUCUCUCUCUCUCUCUGCGUGUGUGUGGUCAUUUCCGCUCUUCUCCUCCCCCUCAUACAUACCUAGGUAUGUGUAUGUCCUGAUCCUGGUAAUCAACCAAGUACCUAGGUAGGUACCAAGGUACAUUAGCAGGACGUUGGAUCUAACCCAAAAACCAGAAAAUCCCAAGUAAAAGUUAUGUAAUUAGCUCCCUAUAUCCCAUCCCCUCCCUUGCAGCAAAAACCAAUUUUUGCUCCUGGUUCUGCUGACCCGCGGAUUACCGUUUCUGUUAGUGAUCAUGUUACUCUUGGUUUCUGUCUGUUUAGACGUCUGUGCGUUGCGUAGCGUAGCCGUGCGAGCCAGUGUCAGUCAGUGUGCACAGAUCGCCGGGUGAGCGGAGCAGCGGGCGCGUUCUUGGGCUUAUUUUUUUUUUCUUUUACCCCUGAUCAUCAUAGGUGUGUAAUCAUAUCAUAUCAAAUCCAAUCAGACAAGCAAAGAUCCCGAUAAGAUUGAUACCACUGAUUAAAAGCUAAGAUAUGAUUUGAUGUAAAUCUCCCUUUGACGUCGUCGAAAGUGUAGAGUAGGGAGAAGGAGAGGAGAGUUGUUAGCGCCAGGGGCAGGCAGAUGGCAAUCAAUCGUUCAUGGUCCCUUUGACACGCGCGCGCUGUUUGUCUGCACCUAGCGACCCCUUGCAGGACGGACAUGGACCGUACAUAGACUGUACAUACAUACGUACGUAUCUAUGUACUCAAGUAUUGACAAGUUGAUUGAUUCAAGCUCGUGGUCGUAGUACAUGUGCUCCUUUUACCUACCACCUGCCUUACCUUACCAUUUCGUUUGAUCCAGUUGAGUGCCGUUGAAAAAGCCAACUAUUCCAGCCCUGUUCAGUUCAGUUCCCUCGUUACUCUAGUUCCACCCUCCAAAGAAAAAAAGAAACCAAAGACGAAACAAGGCAAGGCCAGGUAGCAAGAAACAAAACAAACAAAACGCCCCCGUGUGUUCCAUGGCGCAAUGACACGAUCCAACCGUUUACCACACUUUUUAUUUAUUUCUCCGGGCGGGCGUCAUCAUCCCCCCCUCCCUCGUCGUCUUCUGUCUCACU
Messenger RNA from Periconia digitata, 3332 nucleotides. The record is from the annotation of a GenBank genome assembly. NCBI's taxonomy places the organism in Eukaryota, Fungi, Ascomycota, Dothideomycetes, Pleosporales, Periconiaceae.